This is a messenger RNA of Corythoichthys intestinalis (scribbled pipefish), 11142 nucleotides long. It is a transcript of the gene mphosph8, whose product is annotated as M-phase phosphoprotein 8. The coding region runs from base 197 to 5257 and encodes 1686 amino acids. The transcript has 9 exons. The record is from RefSeq and is a predicted model, not a curated record. Gene Ontology annotation, cellular component: cilium. NCBI's taxonomy places the organism in Eukaryota, Metazoa, Chordata, Actinopteri, Syngnathiformes, Syngnathidae. Gene Ontology annotation, molecular function: protein binding.
GUUGGAUUUUGAAAGAGGUAUCGGCGAAUUCGGACUACACGUGAAGGCAUCACGCUGGGGGCGAGCGAGUAGGUUUCCUGUUAGCGGUGGGUCGAGUCGCCCCGGUCAGCGAAGUACCACCGUGCCCGCCAUCACCUCACCUCACCGAGGCUGGCCUCCGUGGACUCCGCCGCCGGAAUAAAAGUCAAACGCGACGAUGGCGAGCGAAAACGUGAAAACGGAGCCGGAAAGCGAAGAGGAGAAUGUAUACGAAGUGGAGAGGAUCAUUGAUAUGCGCGUGGAGGGGGGCGAGGUGCUGUAUCGGGUGCGAUGGAAAGGUUACUGCUCGGACGACGACACGUGGGAACCUGAAGGCCAUCUGGAGGACUGUCGAGAGGUCCUUUUGGCCUAUAAAAAGGCAGGCACAGAAGUUGCAAAGGAACCGGAGGAAAAGAAGCCUGUACUGCAACUACCGACAAAGAGCGACUUGUUUGACGCCGACUCCGAGAGCGACAGCGACAAGGACAGACCUGCCGCCGACGCGCCUGUCUUCAAGAAGAAAAAGAAGAAGAAGAAGGCUCGCGAGCAGCCACCAGAAGACGACGACGAGGAGCCUCCUCGAAAGGAGAAGAAAAAGAAGAAAAAGAAGGACAAGUGGCGAGAUGAAUUCAAGCCUUUGCCCGCCCCAGAGACUGACGAGGACGAUGAGGAGAAGACGGCGGAGAUCAAAAAGCGUCUGAUCGACUCGGAGGAUGAAGACGAAAUGCCGCACAAGAAGCCCAGGAAGGACAAGAGCAAAGAUGGCAAGCACAAGAAGGACAGAGGCGGCGAGGACACUAAGAAGAAGAAAGUCAAAUACGGCGUGGUGGUGACUUCGGAUGAGGACCUCAGCGAAGGUUUGUCGGAGGAGAAACCUCGCCCGGACGAGCAGCAAUCCAAGCCCAAGAAGAAGCCUGACGUCAAGCUGAAGGGCAUCAAAGACCUGAUCCAGGAAAAGAAGAGCAAGCCGAAGGAGAGCGGUCAACUCAAGCUCAAGGUCCCGACUGCCUCCAAAGUUCGAGAGGACGCCGGCCCGCCCUCGUCAGACUCCAGCGACAGCUCGGGUCUGCACCGAAAGAGCAAGGGCAAAAGUCAGGAAGUGGUGCCGGCUGCCAAGCCAUCCUCCUCCGCCUCCAAGCCACGGGAGGAAGAGGCCACUAGGGAGGACCCCAAAGGCUCCACCAACCUCUUUGAAACCUUCCUGCUCAACUGUGAAGCCAAAGACCGAGCUCCCCGCAGACCACCUGACAAGAGCACCAGCAAGCCUUCCAAGAUCCUGGGAAAGCUUGAGAAAAUCAUCAAGCCUGUCAGAGAGUCUCCCCCAUCAAAAGAACUCGAAAGGACAGAAAAGUCCAAGCAGCCAGAAGCCGUCUCCAAACACGGCCAGAGCUAUGGCUUCAGCCUGGAUAGCGACGAGCGAGAAGAUGAAAGCGUGCCGACUAAACUGAGGAAUACAGACGACUCUCGGGAACGGAGGGACAAGACGGAAGAGAGCCUCAGCAGGUCCGGUUGGGACAGGAUAGGCCGACCAGACGACAGGAAGAAGAGGAGGGACGACGGGGAGGGACGACAUUUCAUGGUGUCGGAUGACCAUUUGGACCAGCAACCAAUGGAGGUCACCGACAGAGCGGCUAAAGGUCCAGCCACAUUGAGCUUGGGAAUGGACCUCAAUCUUGAUUGGAUGACUCUGGACGAUUUCCAGAAACAUCUGAAUGGAGAUGACGAGAUCCUGUCUGGGCCGCCGCUCUCGCCAAGUGAGUUGCGGGAUGCCGUCAAGAGCGGAGACUACGUGGCGGUAAAAUUGGCGCUCAAUUCUAAAGAGGAGUACAACUUGGACCAGGAGGCUUGCACUACAAUGGGUGUGAAGAGGUCUUUUGAUGAGAGGAAUCCAAGGGAUGGCAGUUUAGUACCGCACUUUAUAAACAAUCUGCAAGAGGGCCGGAGUGCCUGUACGGAUGAAAACCCCCAGAAAGGACUGCCUGAAUCGGAAUGCAGUUCAGGUCAAGGAACAGAAAUGUUUAAGCCUGAGGAUCCAAAACUUGACAAUUUGAAAUUGAGCGCCCAUGUUCCUGACCAAACUACAGUUGCUGGGGACUGCAACCAAACAGGAGGAAAACUCAACUGUAGCGAGGAGACAAACAGUUUAAUGUCUGAGAAAGUGACCAAAAAAGAGGGAAGAGCAACUAGAAGUUGUCGGAGGAAAGCCGUCGAAGCCCAACAGCCAACGCGAACUAGUACACGUAAGCGGAAAAAGGUGGUUCUUACAGAAUCCAGUUCUGACGAGGGUGAGGAAAAGGAAGUGUUGAAAAAGCACUUUUGUUUCUACUGUCAUGCACCUUUCAGCCAGUUAGAGAAGCACUUGGAGAAGAAUCACGCCGACGAAAAGGAUGUGGCUCAGGCCAUCCACUUCCCAAGAGGCUCCAAAGUCAGACAGAACUUGCUGGAAAAAAUCCGCGACAGCGGUGACUAUGAGCAACAUGCCAAAGGUCUCCGAAAGGAGGAAGGCGAAAAUGUAACCCAGACGGAGAUAAAGUAUCCUAAAAUAUGCGUCCGUGACUUUCUUCCUUGCCAGCACUGCUAUAAGUUUUACCGCAAAACCGACCUUUGGCGGCAUGAGCAGUCCUGCAAAGCCAAGAAGAAUGAUUUCAAAUCCCCCGACUUGCACAAUAUGAAUACCACAGGAGAGAGCACUACCUCGCAGUUGCUUCCCAUGUCAGAAUUCUUGACAGAUGGCUGCAGAGAGAUCAUCCGUACAAUGCACCAAGACAGUAUCGCUAGGCACGUCGUCCAUGACCCUCUCAUUUGCAAAUACGGGAAUACCCUGUUAACCAAGUACAACCACGACAAGUCUCAGUAUGCCUACAUCGGUCAGAAGAUGCGACAGCUAGGCCGGUUCAUGAUUGCCGUCAAUGAGCUAGACAACAGUGUGUGCUACUUGCACCAACUUUGCAUCCCCUCCAGGUUCGAAUUGGCAGUGGAAGGCGCCAAGAAAGCCAGUGGCUUCGAUCCCAGUUGUAGUCGGUUCAAAACCUUUUCCCUGGUGUCCAAAAUCGGCUAUUCCUUGAAACGGGCCGCCGAGAUUGCCUUUGGCGAGAGUCGCAUGACCGAAGACCGUCUGACAGAAGGCGAGGUGAAAGCCUUCAUACAGUUAGUGGAUACCAAAUGGAGUGAACGCUUUUCUCGCAGGUCUUUGUCAUCGUCGUCAUCCUCCAAAGCGGAGGUUCCAAAAGUAGAGGUGGACUCAAGCGGUGUGACAGACGACCUGAUCAAACUCCAUCGGUUCAUUGAUGAAGAGGGCGAUGAAGCCAUGCGGGAUCUACGCCACAAUCCCAGCGUGGCCAAUUGGAAAAAGCUAAGUGAGGCCACGCUGGCCGACGUUUGCCUCUUCAACAGAGCACGCGUGGGCAACAUUGGCCGGCUCCUCUUGCAAACGUACAUCACCAAAAAACUCCGAGGCACUUUUGUGCCCUCGGCUGAUCAAAUCAAGAAAUGCACCAAACUAGAGCUUGAGGUCAGUGGGCACGUUACCCGGGUAGAACUAGAAGGUCAGUUUGGCAGGAACAUGCUUGUCCUGCUCACUGAAAAGAUGAGUUUGUCACUGGACCUUUUGGUAGAAAACCGCCAGAAUGCCGGGGUGUCCAAAAGCAACCCAUACCUCUUUGCCCGGACCGAAGGCCACUCCUUCAUCCGAGGGCUCGAUUGCUUCCGAAGGGCGGCGGUGGAAUGCGGCGUCAAGAACCCCGAAGCACUCUUGUCACCGGCGCUCAGGGAGCAAAUCGCAUGCUGCUGGCAGCUCAUGAGCCUCAGCCAAGGGGAGCUUCAUCGAGUCGCCGGGCUGCUAGGAAAAAGCACCCAGGAGUGCUACGCCUUAUCUAAAAACGCAUUACUGCUGGAGGAGGCCUGCAAACACCUAGUACAACUGGACCGCACAAAACCAAUUCCAGCUAGCACAGCCAGAAAUGGAACUCCGUCCAAAGCCGUCCCGAAGAGACGACCGUGGAGCGAGCUGGAGCAGGCCGCGGUUAAAAAUCGGAUGAGUGAUUUUUUAAAAAGAAUGAAGGUCCCAGGCAAGAAAGACUGUAACUCGUGCAUUGCUGCUGAACCAGAUCUGGCUGCCAGAUCCUGGACUGAUGUGAAAAACUAUGUGCACAACAGCAUCCAGACCAUCCGCAGACGAAGUAAUCAACAUAAGGAGGAAGGGAGUAGCAGAGCUAGUAAGCCAAAGAGACAGAUAGAGGAAGUCCAAAGGGCGGAUCUGGUUGAUGCGACGGCAAGUUGUAGCGGAACUUCAGGUCUUCAGGACCACUCUGUGGAGAGUGCAAAUUUUUGCUUGCAGCUACAAGAACCAAAUCCUUACACCCCAGAGAUGCCUUUAAGCUACAUGUCCUUGUGUUCUCCUAGUACAAAUAUAAUCCAUAGCAAUCAGCCACUGAUGUCAACGUUCACGUCACUCAAUGCCACUGACACUCAAGUAGUACCCACAUUCACGCCGCACAGCACCACCAAUGCGCUUAUGUCGUCUGUAUACACAUCUGAAACCGACAGCAUCCAUCCAUUGGCUUCUUACUCGUCCAAUACUUCAAGUAUGCAUCCCUCGGACUACUCUGACCCUUUAAACUCCCCAAUGCUUCACAAUUUUAGUGUUCCCAGUACUUCGAUGUUUCCCACGUACACCCCGCUGAACUCCCCAAGUCCACCCUUGGUCUCAGCCUUUUCCUCAGCCUUAAGCGAUCAAAGCGGGAUUUUGGUGUCCUCCUUCACGGCCCUUGACGAAACUGCCACGCCUUCCUACCCAACCGAUCACGCGAGGAGUUCCACAACAGCACAAGUGGUCCCCACAGUUCACAGAAGCAGCGUUCACGAGGGGGCGUCCCUACAGCCCCCGAUCAACCAAAACCCCUCACAGAAACAAUCUCCGUCCACUGCCAAACCCCACAAGAGGCAAAAAAGGUUGUGGAGCACUGAGGAGCAGGCAGCAGUUCGGCGGCAGUUUGGAGACUUGGGCAAACUGGUCAAGGUGCCGGGAAAAAAAGACUGCGACACGUGUUUGGCAUCAGAGCCGGCCUUGAGUAGCCGCACGUGGCGGGAAGUCAAAUAUUUUGUUCACAAUAAUAUUCAGUCCAUGAAAAGACGAGGCGUAGCGACGACUUUGCCCGAAUUACUCGAUGAACCCAAACAGGAACUAGAGACUCCAGCGUCCAAUGCUGAGUGGGACGGUCCUGUUUAUCUGUCCCUGUAAAAAAAUAUUGCAUAGCAUCAGGAUAUGUUAAGGCACGAGAAUUAGAUGAUGAAUACAAACGUUCAGAUCUAGCUGUCCACAUAUUACAUUACUGAUCAGAUGUAUAAGUGGCAUGCGAAAGCUGCAUCUGGUAUUUUUAUUAAAGGGGUGCAACGGUAAGAAGCACUGUUUGGGUUAGUACCUGUUUUAAGGGGACCUGUUUGUUCACAAUGGGCAGUGAUCCCCAACCACAGAGAUUGUCGUUUGCAGCGGGAAAUUAUUAACUCUUUUUGCACCGCUUAUGCAUCAGGCUUGCGGCUGAAUUGGAGACCCAGCUGAUUUGGGCGAGAGUCGAGUUAGGGUAAUCCCCUGAACUGGUUGGCAUCUGUUCGCAACAGAAGAGACACAUUCAUGUUUAAGAAUUUAAAAUCUUUACUUAGACUAAUAAACCUGUUUUCGGUAUGUGUAAGGACUAAGGAGUACCUGGAAAACAGUUAACAUGCACAGUAAAUGUGUAUUUAAAGACAAACUGAGAUGCAGAUGUGCUAGCCACUUAUCUACCGUGCCUUCCUUACACAACUUAAUUGCGCUAUCUAUGCUAGCUUCCUCUAAGCAGGAAAAUGAAAUAUUCUUCCACGAGUUGAUAGGAGGUACAUACUGUAAUUAAUUGUUGUAUCUGCCUUUGGCCAUUCAUAUAACAGUAUCAGCGCUCUCCCGUAAUUACCACAUUGAGCUUAUGUAGACCAGUUACGACUAUCACAAGUUUCCUUUCAUUAAAAAAAAUUUGAUCACACUUCACGUUUAUUACACAUUAGAUAGAAAAGAUUGAUACACUACAGUAUGCGGACACUAAACAAGAAUAGAACCAGGAACUGAGAAGUCUAAAAUGGUGCAAGACCUGAAUUGGUGUUUACCGAUAGCAAAAUUAGAAUACAUGCCUUCUUGAUGCCUUUUUAUUUUAACGCUGCCCAACAAAUUACUCCCAUUACCGGUCAUUCGUAAAGCUCAUUAUCGAACCCUUCGUAAACUGAGGCCCACUUCCGUGUUCUUUUUAAAAAAAAAAUCAAACAAGUACUGUACGGACAAUUUAAAAAGACUCCCGUUAGGUCGCACAAAAACAAAAAAACCUCCAUAUGCCUGACAUCAGCUAGCAAGAGGCUGAGUGUAGCCUGUCUCUUACCUGCUGUUCUCUAUCAAAAGAUCCACUACCGUUACAGCCGCUGAUAAACACAGUAAGAAAUUGCUGUUUAUAUGCUUCCGUUACAUACAAAAAAGUUUUAAGCAGCAUAAACAUCACUGCCGUAAAUCAUUCCCCUGCCUUUUCGUGUUGCAGUUAUGUACUUCUGUCAUCCAUGAACCUUUAUGAACGGACUCCCUGGUCGCUCUGUGGUUUAAUCCGGUGGACCUAGUGCAUGAAUACAAAGAAAUGGCUCCAACUGGAAGCGUUACUACUGUUGCUUUGGCUGAAUUUGCAUAAGCACUAAAUGUAUAAUAUUGACCUUACUUUGUUGAAUACCAAACAUUAGCUCGAAGUUAAUCCCACCAGAAUUGUGGUUAAUUGGUGAGAUGUUUAUUUCUUUGCUUUAGGCCAGGCUUCCCCAAACUAUUCAACAUUGGGCCGCAGUGGGUGAUUGUAGUCAGAUGCUGCUUGUUUUAGCAGAAACCUCAUUGGUUAAACAGUCUGUACUCGGUUGGUAGGAACAAAAACCAGGACCCACAGUGGCCCUUGAGGACCAAUUUCGAACACCCCUGCUUUAGGCAAUUUGUCAUGUUUUUGAUCCGCAUUCUCCAAACCGGUCCUCAAGGGCCGCUGUGGGUCCUGGUUUUUGUUCCUACUGAUAGGCACAGACAGUUUAACCAAUGACGUUUCUGCUAAAACAAGCAGCACCUGACUGCGAUCAACUGAUUAUACUUGUAAGACACUACAUUGUUUAAAAAAAUGUCUCAUUUCGUUGGAAUAAAAUCCUGCACCUACUGCAGCCCUAUAUGGAAUAGUUUAGCGACCUUGUUGUAGAUGGUCCCAGCAUAGGCAGCACUGUGUUUACAUUGAAACCCAUAUUCCCUGCUAAUUAUCUAUUUAUUAUUUUUAUAUGUGUGUGUGUAGAGUACCAUGUACUGGAACUGUGUAAAAUAAAUGUUUUACUUUUAGUGUAAUUGGUUUGAGAAAAAUAUUGCAACGUUGGUUGUGAAAAUUGGUUGAUUCUAGGGAUGCAAUUAAGAUAAAAAAAUUAAAAAAAACAGGUUAACAAAUAGAUUAUUUUUUGAUUAAUUGAUGACUCUAGUAGAAAAAGAUAUUUCAUUUCGGUCCCUUUAUCCAUGAACAGGACUUGUUUCUAAUCAACAGUGCAGAAAAUAGUCAACAUGAAUUGAUUCUGAUUGAGUCACUGAUUUGGUAUGUAACAUGUAAGCAAAUAGGCAAAAAUUAUAGUCAUGGUUUUCUCAAUGUCAAAAUAAUUUUUUUAUUAAAGAAAAGGUUUAUCUACAUAUAGGAUGACAGAAAUCAAACAUUUGCUAAUGGGACUUAAUGAGGAUUUGAACAAUUUGGAGUAAAGAAUUAAUCGAUUAUCAGAAUGGUUGUCAUUUAAUUUAAAAUCCGAUUAAUCAUUGCGCCUCUAUUUGAUUCCAAAUGUGCAGCUCUGAUUACUAAUAUUUGUUUACACACAACCAAACUCAACAAUUUGUUUUGCUGUUCACACCUGGAGUUCCUGACAUCCGAUUACCCUCCUACUCGAGUGUCCGUGACAUUGCGUUAGGGAUGGCUGAUGGGGCCUAAAAAUAUCUUUCACAAAAUAUUUGAGUUCUGAUUCUCAUCCCCCUCCUGCUUUUUAAGUUUUUUUUUUUUUUUAAUUUCCUUCCUGGAAUUAAAAUGCAAAACUUAUUUCUCGCUCUUUGUCUUCCCCAAUUUGUGCUGUGAUGCCAGCCCCGAAAUACAAAGUGUGACUGCUUUUGUUUCUUGUCAUUCUCUCUCAUGGAGUAAUCUAUCAAAUAAUCCGUUGCUAGAUUUCCAUCCUUUCCAACACCUGACUUGUUAACUGUUGCGUUAGAGUCCCAUUUUGUAGACGAGUGCACGUGCAGUUUUUUUCUCGCAAAUUUGUUGUCACUUUCCCGUUUCCCAACAUUAAGAAGCACUUUUUUUUAACGUAUGGAUGCGUUUAUUUCAUGUUUGUUUGUUCAAUAAAAAAUUUGAAGUGUACUGGCCGGUAUGUCUAUUUUGAACUGCGUUUGUGGGCAUUACAAUACUAUUUGCUGCUGGUCGCGGAUGAAUUGUUGUGGUAGCCAGUGCGCUUUAUCUUCUUUGUCUUUCUCCACAUCUUAUCGCUACAUGGAAUUGUACGACUGACUUAUUCGUUUAUAAUCAAAUUUUUCAUCUAAUUGUUACAGUCUCAGUAGCUGAUCCAAAUUUGAGUCCUGCUUUGGUGUGUCUUUUUUUCCAGUUCUUUCUCUUGAAUUUUGAUAUCCGUCUGCAUCCGCUAACCACCCCAACUCCACAAAUUUGCAUAUCACACCUUUCGGUACCCAUAGACUUCAAUAUCACUUGACGGGAAACUGGGCGCGCAGCUGUUCUGUAGGCGGGCUAUUUCCAAAAACUUAAAAUUCAAAUAUUUUCAAAACCAGAAACGCUAGCGACAUAAAACAAAAUCAGGCACCUCCCUUAGGCAUCUAUGAGUCUCUGUGAGCAGCAGCCUAAAAAAAAAUUCCAAGUCGUUCCCUAAUAAAAUCCCGAUUAAUUCUUUUUUUUAUAGGUACAACAAAACUCAAAAUGGCUAUAAAAUUCUCUGAUUUUACACAAGAUGCACAAAAAUCACCAAAUUCAGAAAUAAUCACCUAUAUUUUCGGGAUCAAUAGCAACAUUUACCGUAUGUUUUUGACUGAAAUAGCAACUUCAAUUUUUAUUUAGUGCAAUUUUGACAAGUUUUCAACAGCUAAUAAAUCAAUUUUCAAAUCAGAUCAUACUUGAGGAAAGCAUGCAGAAUCAUCUUAAUUUUACUCAAUAAAAGCAAAAUUUGUAUUUUUCUAUAUACGUACAAUCACAACAUUUUUAGGUUGCAUUCCGAUGUCACUAUUGCCUCAGAACGUCUUCUCGGCUAUCUGUCCCUCUUCAUUUUUAGAUUGAAGUUACAUAAAACCCGUAAAAGCCGAAUUUGUUUUUUGUAUGGACACAGAAAUGCUCAUGGCAGUGUCAUGUCAUAAUUAUAAUGGUCUUAUGGCGUCGCUGUCAAAUAAAGGCUUAAAGAAUAGCAGAGCUAGCAAAUAAUGAAACAACUGGAAGAGUAACUGAAGAAAUAAUGAACACAGAACAUAGAUUCCGAUUGUUAUUUACAGUGGGGCAAAUAAGUUUUUAGUCAACCACUAAUUGCGCAAGUUCCCCCACUUGAAAAUAUGAGAGGCCUGUAAUUGUCAACAUGGGUAAACCACAACCAUGAGAGACAGAAUGUGGAAAAAAACAGAAAAUAACAUUGUUUGAUUUUUAAAGAAUUUAUUUGCAAAUCAUGGUGGAAAAUAAGUAUUUGGUCAAUAACAAAAGUUAUUGUUAUAAGAUGUACUGUACAUCUGUAGCGCUGCAAUGCAUGCUAGGAAGCAUGUUGGACAACAGCAGUGUUCAUAGCAGUCAGUCUCCCCCAAGGGAUCAGUGAUGACCAAAUGAACGUUCUUGAAGCAAUGAACCUUUGCAGCCAUUUAGUUCAAAGCUUCAUGGUGGUUCAUUUGGUCUCAUGACAGUCUUAUGAUGCCGCUGUCAAAUAAAGUGUUACCAGUUAAUAUCUUUUAGUGUAAAUAUCCCAUCAUACAGUGAGGACAGUUGCGGUUUAUAGUCCAGUGCAGCUUAUUUAUGAACAAAUGCCGUUUUCGUGUCAAAUUUGGUAGGUGGCGGCUUAUAGUCUGAAAAUUACGGUAGUUAAUUCUUUUGCCAAAAAAUAGGCAGUUGGCCAAAUAUUACCUGAUUAUUUGAAUGUAAAGUUACGCUAUUGUGUAUAGAUAAAAAAUUUAACGUGGUGGCCGUCAGAGCUUUAUAAAUUGAAAAUUCUUCUAAGUAAAUGCUUUAAUACCGGGAUUUCUAUAGAUAUGAAUGUAAAACAGUCUAGAUUCCUAAAGUUACGCUAAUUUCUUUCCGUUCAUUUAAUUUUUUUUACGUUUCAAAGUGCAUGCAUCACUCUGAAGACACUCCUGCCUGCUUGUAUGCACUAAAAAUUUUGUCCUGAUUCCACCUAAAUUCAGUGUUAAAACCCAGCGUGUAUUUGAGUUUAUUGCAGUUAAAGCCCUCACAAUGCCCUGCCUGGCUUAGCCCCCUACGGGGAACUAUGGCUGUUGGAGCUGUCUCGUCAACUGAGAGUGAUGUCUAUGUCGGUAUCCAGCACAACAAUUGAAUCUGAUCACUUAGUCACAAUCUCCAUUUUUUUUAAUCCAUAAAUGUUUCACCAGUAUAUCCUGUAGUAGGUUUUACAGUAGUUACAGUGUAAAAUCACGCCUUCAAUAUUGUCCAGACAUUAUAAAUAUAUUCUUCCAACUUUGAUGUUGAUAUCCAAGCAAAAAAAGAACUUUAAAAAAAAAAAAAAAAUUGUAUAAGAUAACAUGUUGGCCUUAGUUAAUGCCUUUUUUAUGUAUUGUAAGGAACUUAGAACACGUGCUUGUACAAUAAAAUGUUUGUUGUAACUGGCCACCAUCUUUUUGUUUGUUAUGUAUUUUGUUUGUUUACAAGUUCUGUAGCUAUAGGAAAGCACUGUACAAAACAAAAAGCUCAGUUUGAAAGUUUUUAGUAAGUGUAGUUUUCUAACAGCCAAUAGUUUGUCCACAUAAAGAUUUUGUCAAGUCAAUCGUUUCUGGAUGUGACAAUCCACAAGUCAUCACGCAGCACUGUAUUGAGGUACCUUAGGUACCAUACUAUUGGUAGCGGUACUAGGGUUUUAACA